UUUUUCCCUCUGUUUUCUUUGCUCGUAUCGUAUCGUCUUCCCAAAUCACUUGUGGACCAUUCUCUCUGUAUCUCAUGUCAGUACUCUCUCUCUCUCUCUCUCUCUCUCUCUCUCUCUCUCACACACACACACACAACCUACAUCAAGGGCAACACACUCCCGCAAAGUCCCCAAAGAGACCAAAUCCUGUCUUCACCCAUCUCUCUCUCUCUCUCUCUCUCUCUCUCUCUCUCUCUCUGAGCUCGGUCGAUGGCGAGAGGAUCAUCACAGGAUUUCUCCUCCACGAGACACCACAGCUUCCAUUGGACUCGAAAAGUCCGAUCCCAUGAAAACCACGACCCUAAACCCGCUCCCUCUUCCUCCUCAAUCACUCCCAAGAGGAAACUCCAAUCCAUCGCCGUCUCCCGUCUCCGCUCCGUCAUCGCCUCCCUCUCCCGGAACCGAUCCGCGCUCGGGUCCCGUGUCGUCGGCACCCUAUUCGGAUCCCGCCGCGGCCACGUCCACUUCGCAAUCCAGAAGGACCCCACCUCUCCUCCGGCGUUCCUCGUCGAGCUCGCCACUCCGAUCAGCGGAUUGGUGAAGGAGAUGGCCUCGGGCCUCGUCAGGAUAGCCUUGGAGUGCGACAGGCCCAAGGAAGAAGACGCCGGCGGUGGUGAAAAGACGAGAAUGCCCUCGCGGCGGCUGGUGGAGGAGCCACUGUGGAGGACGUACUGCAACGGGAAGAAAUGCGGGUUCGGUGCGAGGAGGGAGUGCGGAGGGAAGGAGACGAAGGUACUGAAGGCCCUCGAGAUGGUUUCAAUGGGCGCCGGAGUUCUGCCGGAGACGGAGGAAUCCGGCGCCGGAGAUGUGAUGUACAUGAGGGCCAAGUUCGAGAGAGUAGUCGGUUCGCCAGACUCUGAAGCUUUUUACAUGAUGAACCCUGACAGCAAUGGAGCUCCUGAGCUCAGUCUGUAUCUACUCAGAAUCUGACGGAGAAGGCGAAGAGUGUCGGGACAAGAAAGUCUCUGUGUCAGAUAGAAGGUCUGGGUUCAGGGUUUUUUGGGGGAGAUCAAUUAUGUCUGAACGGUGAUAUACCUUGUUUCCUUCUCUUUAGGGAAAAAAAAUAAACCGAGGGAGAAAUUUCGGUUUUUGUUAAAUCCGCAACCAUGGUUUUCCGAUCACGUGAAA
Messenger RNA from Tarenaya hassleriana, 1167 nucleotides. Its product is annotated as protein MIZU-KUSSEI 1-like. Gene Ontology annotation, biological process: hydrotropism. The transcript has a single exon. The coding region runs from base 250 to 969 and encodes 239 amino acids. Lineage: Eukaryota; Viridiplantae; Streptophyta; Magnoliopsida; Brassicales; Cleomaceae. The record is from RefSeq and is a predicted model, not a curated record.